UGGAAUAUGCAUUCAAGCUGCUGGCUUUCCAAGAACAAGUACAAAUUGAAUUCCUUUAAUAUGAACUUGAAGAUAUUUGACCAGCUUCAAUUGGCCAAGCUGUCAGUUAGCCAAUCACUCGUUCAUUCAAUUGACCGAGUCAGCUGCGUCCUUCACUUUGUUGACUUUAAGUUUUGUUGAUCGGAAAUGUCGGGAGCUGCCACGCAGAGUUCAUUCACAAGAAAAGUGGAAGCCAAUGCAAAUAGAAAUCAGAUAAUUGGCAAUGCUGAUAAGCACAUGAGUAAAACAACAGAUAUAGCUGCAGGUAGAUUAUAUUUAAUAUAUAAAUAACUGCGAUAAGCCAGUAGCUUGAUCUGCUGGAACCAACACAAAGUGCUUCAAGAUGUUUAUAAAUGAAAAUGUUUCAAAUUCUUUGCAUGCAAUUGACAUUUUAUGGGCAUCUUUUACGAGCCAAUUUGAAAUAGACUCCCCUGGUAGUGGUCCCGGUAUAAACAAAUUAAUGCCAUUAUUAUUUGCGUAUACAUGAGCUGCGAGUUGCCCUCGAAUUGAUAACAUUGGGUGGCAGCUGAAGAGCUGUCGUAAAACUCUCCAUUCGAUAAUCGGGAUCCAGAUAAUGGCUCGGCCUGGGAAAUAUAAGGCCUGCACACGGUCUGGGGCGGACAUAGUGAAAGUGAAAUUGGUAAAAUCAUGAAGUACCUGCUCAGCGCGGCGCUCCUCCUGGCCAUUGGCCUGCAGCAGAUCGAUGCGCACGGCAUGAUGCUGAACCCGCCGAGCCGAUCCUCGCGCUGGCGCUUCGACGGAUCAGCUCCACAGAACUAUAAUGACAACGAGCUUUUCUGCGGUGGCUUAUAUACCCAGGCCAAUAAUGGCGGAAGAUGCGGCUUGUGCGGCGACAACUUCUCGUCUGGCCAGCCACGGGCCAACGAGAUCGGCGGCCAGAUUGGCGGCGAUGGUGUGAUCACCAAGAGCUACCCAGCCGCAAAUGCCAUCACAGUCGGCGUCAAGAUCACCACGAACCAUCUGGGCCACUUUGAGUUCCAUCUGUGCAACUUGGAUGCCUUUGGAGGCGAGUCCGAGGAGUGCUUCGAUCAGCAUCGCCUGCGCUUCCCCGACGGCAGCGAUCGACUUGAGAUUGGCACCAAGGCUGGGGAGUUCGAUGUGACCGUGAUACUGCCCGAGGGCCUCACCUGCCAGCACUGCGUGCUCCGCUGGACCUAUGUGGGCGCCAACAACUGGGGCAACUGUGAUAAUGGCACUGGUGCCUUGGGCUGUGGUCCCCAGGAGACCUUCAAGAACUGCGCCGACGUGAGCAUCUACUGGGGCCGCAACAUGCUGAAGGAAAUGGCACGUGCCGCGCCUAUUCCCGCUGUGCCAGAGGAGAUUGAAUCCGAAGAAGCAUGACUGAAAGUAAAUGCCUGAACAUUUUGUACAGAAU
This is a messenger RNA of Drosophila hydei, 1435 nucleotides long. RefSeq lists its product as uncharacterized. The transcript is spliced from 3 exons. Lineage: Eukaryota; Metazoa; Arthropoda; Insecta; Diptera; Drosophilidae. Bases 688 to 1401 code for a protein of 237 amino acids. The record is from RefSeq and is a predicted model, not a curated record.